AUGUUCGACCAAUUGAACACUACUGGUUGUAGUGUUUUCCAUCCUCAAGGAAAUGAAAUUAUUAUAAAUACGGAAGUGUGGGACACGCGUACAUUCCGUUUGCUACAUCUCGUUCCUGGCCUGGAGCAUUGCAAGCUUGUUUUCAACAGCUCAGGGAAUAUUGUUUACGCUGCUAUGUACUCUGACUGCGCCGACGUGUUCCGGAACACCUACUGUGCAUCGUUUCGAACAUUCGACACUUCGGAUUACUCUGUGAGUACCAGCUUACUUACCUUUCUUAUCUUGGAUGUCUUGGACACGGGUCUUGUUUGA
Cylicostephanus goldi is the source of this 312-nucleotide messenger RNA. The record is from the annotation of a GenBank genome assembly. Lineage: Eukaryota; Metazoa; Nematoda; Chromadorea; Rhabditida; Strongylidae.